CCGUGUGUCCUUUGACUUUUGGCCGUCGCGACCAUGGCGCAGCGACUGCGGCGCUUGGCGAUGGCCCUUGGCUUCUUCCUGCACUCUUCUGUCGUAAGCGUCGCGGGGCAGCCCCAGUACCGCGUGGAGAGCGCGGAUAUGCUGCCAUCGAGCAGUCUCGUGACCUUUCCGUUCCUUCCGGCCGCGCUGCUCCAGGGCGAGACGCUCUCGAAUCUCUCGCUUCGCGCGCACGCGCCGCUGUCGAUGGCACUCAACGUCAGCACCCACGUCGACGCGAACGCGACCUUCCGCAUGACCCCGAGCGUCGUCAACUGCUCGAGUGUCACGACCCAGACCUUUGCGCUGCGCGUCGACGCUAGUAGCAAUACCACUGGCAACUACACGCUGACGUUCUAUGACGUGGCGACGGCAUCGGUGCUCUACACCACUUACAUGUUGGUGGUGCCACCGCCGUUUGUCGCGUCCGUGACGGCGCCGAGCUGGACGGGCAACGCGAUCUGGAACGACUCGUUCGACGCUCAGCCGUGGGGCGCCGUCCCGAACGCAUCGACAUCGAUUUGGGCCAACAUUUCGCAAGGGUUUGUGAGCGACACGUGCACGCCGGGUGGAAAAGCUCUGUACUUUACACAUCUCUUCGCACGGUAUGCUGCCACGUCACCGAUCGACGUGCUCGGAUUUGACUUGCAGCUCGCGUUUACGUACGUCUACGGUUUUCUGCCCAAUCAGACGUACGACAGCGUCGGCAACAACACAUUGUCCUGCGUGCAAACCAACCCGAACUCGCCUUUCAACGUCGAGUACCGUGCCGCCAACGACACGGCGUGGCAUGUGAUCACCGUGGUGCCGGUGCCACCGACGCCGACACCGGCGCGUCAGACAGUCCGCUUGUCACUGCCACCGACUGCGAGCUCGAAUGCGUCGUCGUUUCGGUGGAUUCAAGCCAACCAGACAAGCGGUCGUCUCGGCUCCAUCCGCGGCACGCGGUACCAAUGGCAGUACCGCAAUCUUUUCGACCAGUGGGCGAUUGACGACGUGGUUUUACGCGGGCGCGUGCAGGCACCAUUGGCGACGACGCCGGCGCAAGUCGGCGUCGAUGCGAUAUCGGUGCAGCUGCAAGCCAACGCGACCGACAGUGUCAUUCUCACGACCAUCGGCGACGGCUCGCACGCGUUCCCUGUCUGCGACUUUACGGCCUUGCCGCUAUCGACCACGACCGUCGUCUUGACGACGACCAGCAUCAUCCACGCGGUGACAUGCGUCCGUCCGAACCAACAGAGCUACGGGUACCGGUCUCCACGGUAUGUCGUGCAGGCGUUGCCGCCGAUCCUCGUGAGCACGAAAGCCACCGAUGCGAUGGGCUACUACACCGUGCAAGCGACGAUGCCCCGACCGAAUAUGACGCUGCGCUUUACGUUUGGCAACGGCUCGGACGUGCCGAGUUGCACGUUCGGCCAUGCGAUCGUGUUGACGGCCAAUGCGACGACGACGUCAAUGGUCCUCAAGAGCAACGGCGUCCUCCAAGCAGUCGCUUGCAUGCGUGGUCUCGUCGGCAGCACGGUUGUCCGACCGCCGGCAUUUGUCGUCCAGCCGCCGCCACCGACACUCGCGUGGGUCCAUGCCACGAGCAUUUCAGAGUCGGCACUCUUUCCCGUCACGAUGACGACGACGAGCACCGAUGCGAGCCUCGUCGUCGUCGUCGUCGACGCCAACGACACGACGACGCGUCCGUCGUGUCCGCUGACCGUUGCGCAUGCAACCAAUGCCACAUCGGUGACGCUACGACCUGGCCAACUCGUGCGCGCCGUGAGCUGCUGCGUCACCACCGUGUGCAAUGACAGCGCCACGUCCGUGCUGGGGCCGGUUGUCGCGAGUGCUGCGCCGCCGACGUUCACAUCGCAGUGCUCGACGACCGCCAUGGUCACGAGCGUCGUGACGCUGACGCCGGGGACGACGACGGGCGUCAUCAAGUACGCCGUCAACUCGGAAGCCGUCGACUGCACCAGUCGUGGGACAUUGUACAACGGCCCGUUUCCGGUUGCCAAGCCCGCGGGGGGCGCGGCCGUCGUUGUGACCGCCAUCACGUGUGUGCCUGGGCUCCUGCCCAGCACGGCGCUGGUCGUCACCGUGCCGGUGGCGAACUGCUGCGCCAACGCGAUCUGGUUUCCGUCGGCGGACCCGACGCUCGACUGCAGUAGCAUGACCCUCUUCCGAGACGAUUUCGUCAACUGCAAUCUCUCCCAGUGGACCCCCGCGACCACACAGUUUGGUGGCGCCACAAUCAACGGCGGCGUCCACGCCAGCAACGUCCAGUGCGCUUUUGACGCAACGCUGAACCGGUCCGUGCUCGUGCUCUCAGCCCAUGGCGAUGCGUACACAGGGACAAGUCCCGAGGGUGUCACCGUUGCAGCCAACGGAUCUGUCGUGCCACGACUGGCAACGGCGCUUUUCAGCGGGUGGGCCUUGCCGGGCUCGCCACCCUUCUUUCCAUGCAACCCUCGGGUUGAACCCUGCGCGUCCAAGCGAGUUGGCGCCAGCGUCUCGACAACUGCGCAAUGGAAUGCCGGCAUCGCGAGCUUUCUCGUGCAACCGUGCACGGCGUUUGGCACGAGCUCGGACGCGUGGUUGCGCAACGUAAGCGACAUCGUUGUCGACGUCGACGCGUCAUACGUGGCGUACGCGGACCUCUGGCGCGCGAGCUUGGGCCAAGAACGGUCGCCCCCACCGUUCCCACAUGCUGUCUUUUCGCAUCUCCGAACCGACACCGCGUACCAUCGCGUGUUUCUUCAGUUUAACGCGACCGAGGGGCGCGCAAACUUGUACCGCGACGGCCAACUCGUCGGCAAAACGCGCCGUCUUCCCGUGACAACGAAUCCGUCGGCGCUCACACUGAACCUCUGGUUCCCGAACGCGUGGGCGGGACUACCGCAGUUUGAAUCGUGCACGACCAACGUCGCAGACGUUCAAGUCGUACAACUCGAGGCGGCCGCCAACCGAUGGUGCGAGUUUGAGCAAGCGACGGUGGCUUGCUCGUCGGAUGCCGAAUGUCUUGGGUGGACAUCGAUGCACUGUCUCAUGCCACUCGCAGUGGCCGUGUGCCGUGACCGGCAGUGCCGCUUUCAGAUGGACGCGACGUUUGGGGCGGCGGCCAUCAAGGCUGGCAAUCUCUUCCUAACCACCGUGUAAAGCAAAGGUUGGCAUUGCAAUACAAUAUGUCUGAUGCAAG
Messenger RNA from Saprolegnia parasitica CBS 223.65, 3223 nucleotides. RefSeq lists its product as hypothetical. The record is from RefSeq and is a predicted model, not a curated record. NCBI's taxonomy places the organism in Eukaryota, Oomycota, Saprolegniomycetes, Saprolegniales, Saprolegniaceae. Bases 34 to 3183 code for a protein of 1049 amino acids. The transcript has 7 exons.